Echinostoma caproni is the source of this 321-nucleotide messenger RNA. The record is from the annotation of a GenBank genome assembly. Lineage: Eukaryota; Metazoa; Platyhelminthes; Trematoda; Plagiorchiida; Echinostomatidae.
GUGGCUGGUAUGGCUUCUCGCCGCCUUGGCGUUGGCGUUGCUGUACUCAACGGUCAGUUGUACGCUGUUGGUGGAUCGGACGGACAACAACCGUUAUCUUCCGUGGAGCAUUAUGAUCCUCGUGUGGGCACAUGGCACCGCAUGUCAUGUAUGGGCACACGACGAAAGCAUUUGGGUGUAGCUGUGUACAACGGACUUAUCUACGCCGUAGGCGGUCGUGACGAGGUGACCGAAUUGUCCUCAGCUGAAUGUUUUGAUCCACGCACUCGCACCUGGUCUCCGGUGGUCGCGAUGACUUCCCGACGAAGUGGGGACGCUUAG